AUGCCGCGCAAACCACACAAAAAGUCCAGAAGAGGCUGUAAAGACUGCAAGAGACGCCACAUCAAGUGUGAUGAGAACCGGCCGGUGUGUGUCAACUGUGUAACAGCUGGUUUGCAAUGCGCCUUCUUGAGAGAACAGCAAACCCUCCUAAGCAAUGAUGAAGCUACAAUCGUCGGCAGUCCCGGAACGAGCGGAUCAGGAAGUUCUACGCGCAACAGCGGCCCAUGUGUCGAUGAAGGAUGGAGACCACAGCCUCCUGAUGUACCCCCUCCUUCCCCUCCUCCCUUCCCUCCAGCACAACAGCUUCAUUCACCUUUGAAAACCACCGAUCCGGACCUCAAUCUGGAUCACCUCGAACUGCUGCACCAUUUCUCCACCGUAACCUAUCAGACGUUGACUCCUGACCCAGCUCAGCAGCAAAUUUGGCAGUUGACGGCCAUCCAGUUAUCGCUUUCCUUUCCGUUCUUGAUGCAUGAGAUUCUGGCGAUUGCCGCAUUGCACUUGGCGCAAUGUAAACCGGAAAGGCGAAGCCACUAUUACACCAAGGCCACAGAACUUCAGAGUCAUGCUCUGAACGAGUUCAAGCAAGUCCGAGAGCACGUGGAGGCCUCCAACUGUGGUGCAAUCUUGAUCUUUGCAUGUCUGCUUGCACUUCACGUGCUUGCAGAUCCACCACGUCGUCAAGGUCUCAAUUUCAGCGAUUAUCUUGACCACUUCUUAGGCUGUAUCAACCUGAUGCGUGGUGUGCGUCACAUGGUGAUCUCAGACUGGUGGUCCUACCUCCACGAAUCUGAACUCAAGCCUCUACUCGUUGUAGAGCAACCCGAGAAGCCAUACAACAUACCGGAUGAGUGUCGUGACCUCACUGAGCUCACCACAAACUCUGACCUAGGACCUACGUCAAUCAAAGCAUAUGAUGUAGCGAUUGAGCGCUUGCACUGGAACUUUGCAGCCUCAGCUCUAGGUGAAGGAACGUCAUCGACGAUUAGAUUUGUGAUGGCAUGGCCUGUGCAACUAAAGGACGAUUACUUUGAGCUACUCAAUGAGCGUCGGCCGGAAGCCUUGAUCAUUCUGGCAUACUAUGGUGUUCUGCUGCACUUCUAUCGAUCAUCUUGGGCUAUAGGUGAUUCGGGUGCCUUUCUAAUCAGAGCAGUUGGUGCGCAUACUGGACCUCACUGGGGACGAUGGAUGGCCUGGCCGGAUCGAGUACUUAGAGGAUCUAGCAUGCAGCUUGAGUAA
Messenger RNA from Endocarpon pusillum Z07020, 1239 nucleotides. RefSeq lists its product as uncharacterized. The transcript has 2 exons. Lineage: Eukaryota; Fungi; Ascomycota; Eurotiomycetes; Verrucariales; Verrucariaceae. Gene Ontology annotation, molecular function: zinc ion binding; DNA-binding transcription activator activity, RNA polymerase II-specific. Gene Ontology annotation, biological process: regulation of transcription by RNA polymerase II. The record is from RefSeq and is a predicted model, not a curated record. Bases 1 to 1239 code for a protein of 412 amino acids.